Penaeus vannamei (Pacific white shrimp) is the source of this 3260-nucleotide messenger RNA. The record is from RefSeq and is a predicted model, not a curated record. NCBI's taxonomy places the organism in Eukaryota, Metazoa, Arthropoda, Malacostraca, Decapoda, Penaeidae.
AAAGAAUCGUCUACUAUUGCUGGGAUGAACAAUUAAAAAUAUCUCUCACCAGGCGGAGUCAAGUAAGAACUGGUGAAUUAUAGCAUGGCUGGGAUUAUAACACCAUUUUCCCGUCAAUGAAGGCUUGAAACGAGAUAUCAAAGCCUUAAACAGAAGGAUAACGAGGUGAUGCCUGUGCAUGCUCGAUGUCUUGACUCCCAGUAGGAAUUCCAAAAAUAAAAAUAAAAAAGAAUACAAUAUGAAAGCCACCCUGCGGCGUGUCUCGGACCCGUUGAGGUGCCAACACCUCUGGGAUGCCAUCACCACGAUACGCAACCAUAAGCAGCUGCCCUCAUUCGACAGAAUCCGAAGAUACAUGAGCCGCAUGCACAACAUGGAGUCAGAUGAAGUGGAGAAGCACUUGGAGGAGUGUGCAAGCGAUAACCUCAUUGCUGUGACACGCAAAGUGGGACAAAAGGGUUCGAAAGUCGGCAUCGAGCAGGAGGGCUUCCGGUUGCCAACGCCUCCGGAAGAGCCAGACCGCCACGAUUGGUACUGCUUUGAGUGCCACUCGGGGGGUAUGGUGGUGUGCUGCUCCAAGUGUUACAGGGUCUUCCAUGAAGAUUGCAUCAACGUAGAGGAUAAACCAUAUAAUAACGAGCCAUUUGUCUGUGUCAUCUGUAAGAAACGCUUAUAUCAGAGAAGUGUAAAGAGUCGGAUUAGCAGAGAAGAAUUAAACAUGCUCUUAGCUUUUACAGUAGGAAGACUCAAGGAAAGAAUGAUUCUCCCGACGCAGCUCCCAGUAAACAUCCUGGAGAGGGUGAUCCCGGCCCCAUCUCAGAAGCCUGGUGUGUUCCUGAGUGACCGUGCAGCCACCAGCCAGCACACUCUCACACGUUCAGAUCAGCUGAGUGGGGUGUCUGCCUCCGAGCCAUGGAGAGCGCAGUUGCUCCUCCACCACCAGAUGGACCUCAAUACCAUGGAGCAGAAGACCAUCGACUGCAGAUACAAGACCAUUUAUGAUUUUGAGAUUGAUGCUUUAACCAUUGUACAUAAUGUAGUUAUCUAUCAAGGAGUCCACAGCAGUAUGGCAGACAUGGCGCGGCAGAUGUUACGUGACUGUCAGUACGACCUGGUGGAGCUCGAGCAGUGCAAAGACUGUUACCGCAUGUCCAACGAAAAGUCUGACAAAUACUGGUUCUGUAAGCCCUGUAGACCGCCACACCAGCUUGUGUAUGCCAAACAGAAAGGAUUUCCGUAUUGGCCAGCUAAGGUAAUUAAAGUAGAAAACGACCUUUAUGACGUUCGGUUCUUUGGUAGCCAGCAUCAGAGAGCCGUCAUCGAAAAAACACAUAUUCGUCCAAUAUCAGUUAACAUUCAUACUCUGCAGGUAAAAAGGACAUCAGCCUGGAACAAGGCAUGUGAGGAGCUCAAAAAACACCAAGAGUUGCUCUCUUCCGUUGGCACUGAGCCAGACUUGCGCAACUCUCGCACUGACAACGACAAGAUGCUUACAGAUAACCUCAGACACCAAACGCAGCUGCUCUCGACGCCGCCCAAGAAAGAAGUUAAGGAGGAAGAGGAUGGUAGCGGAAGUGACGAGGGCAUUAAUGAAGCAGAUGAGAAUGAUGAUGAAGAUGAGGACGAAGAAGAGGACGAGGAAGAUGACCGCGAUGGAGGUGAAGAAGAGGAGAUGGAAGAGGAGGAGGAGCGAGAGGAGGAGCAAGCCUCAUCAAUAUCGUCCACCUCAAGAGCCAAACGCUCCAAAAUGAGAAAGAAAGAACCGCCUGCACCAGAAGAUGUAGUGUCGUCUUCCAGCCAGGAGCUCCCCACUCGAUCAAUAGGGGUCCAGACGUCCAUGAGGUUAAUGAAGAUGGUUUUGGAGGAGUUUGGCGAGCGCAGCAGCAAAAGAAGUAAAGACACUGAGAAAGCCAUGAGAGACCUGGCAGAGAAGCUCCGCCGAGAGUACGAAAGUGAGAAACAAAAGGUGAUCCAGUCAACGAUGAAGCAGAUGGAGAAGGAGAUGGAGAGAGUCAAGGAAGAGUACAGGAACAAGAUCUCCGACAUUGAAGACAAGCACAAGCACAUCAUCUCGGACACCAAGAAGAAACAGUGGUGCUGGACAUGCGAAGCUGAGGCAAUCUACCACUGUUGCUGGAAUACGGCUUACUGUUCGAUUGAGUGCCAGCAGGUACAUUGGCACAAAGAACACAAAAAGCUUUGCCGCAGAAAGAGGUAAUUUAGUGCAAAUAGUGGGGCUGUGUUUGAUAUGAGAUACAAAAAGAGUGAGUUUUAUUAAUAAUGUCAUUGGUUUGCUGUUAUUAUUAUUAUUAUUAUUGUUGCUAUUAUUGACAUUAUUAAUUUUAUUAUUAUUAUUACUAUUAUUAUUAUUAUGAUUGUAAUCAUUAUAAUUUGUUACUAUUAUCAUCCUUUUUAUUAUUAUUAUUAUAUGUAUUGUUUCUUUGUAUAAUUUCCUUUGUAUAAAAGAAUUAAGGUUUUUAAGUUGCGGUUCGUGUGACUGCCUGAAGUUUGCGAGACUUGUAAGUUCUUUGUUUAUACUUUGAUAUUCAGAUCACAGAAAAAGCGACGAGAAUAAGCUUUGUGUAUUAAGUGUGGUGUUAUGAGAGAGAGAAAAAAGGAAGAAAUUUUGUGAACGUUAUAGUUUUCUACUGUAAAUAAUACAAUUAAAAAGAAAAUGUACAAGUUAAGGAGUUGGAUAUGCGGCAAUGCUGUGAAAUAUAUAUAUAAAUUUAGUCCUGGAAAAUAGUAAGUUUUAUACUUGUGAAUUGGGAAUUAGCAGUUGGUUGACUGACACAUAUUGUAAUAUACAGUAUAUCUUUUUAUAUUUCAUUAUUAUCUCUUCUUUUUUUUAUUAGUAGUAUUAUUGUUUUCAUUUUUUGCACACUACCCAUAAACCUCAACAUAGCAGGUUGGCCGGUGUUUGGGAGAAUGGCAAGAUGUACAACUCCGUAUUACGUGUUGGAAAUCACUCGAUGUUCUCUGUACAUACACUUUUAACUGUCAGAUGUUUUGAGGAGGAAGAAUAAUUACGAUUGGAAGUGCAGCCGUCAGUACCCUCAAACACCAGCAACCGCUCCCUCAUUACGAGUAUGCAUGACAGGGCCGUGAAUGUUAUUUAAGCUUAUGCUGAAUGUGCUCCGGGAGAUAGGUAGUAGGUACAAACAAGAUGGAUCAAGAUUACGAAAAUUGUUCCAAGUCCAUAUUACGUGUUGCAGUUCUCCAUGCAUGACUUUGAAUAACUACAAUAUCAAAGAUUGAAA